AUGCAGCUUACUACAAGGAUCUCUAACCGAAAACAUGACAAAGUCAAGAAGAAGGGUUGUAGGCUUUUCGCCCCAGAGCACGGAGGCGACUAUGCUGUGUUCGAUCGGAGACCACUGGCCAAGGAAAUCUUGGAUUAUAGCACGCAGGACGUGAUCCACAUGCCAAAUCUCUGGAAUGUGUACCGGCCAAAGCUCUGUGAUGCCUGGUGGAACAAGAUCGUGGAGGAGACGGAGAGACGCAUCAAGCAGUCUCAGGCCGAAGCUUUCGACAGCAAGGGAAAGCACAUGGCGGAGGCGCCAGUAGGGUGGCGGUACUGGCAGCCGACACCUGCACAGAAGAAGGUCGGGAUGUUGCACAAAUUCCAGGGCGGUAAAGCAAUCAAGGAGAAAGCGGCUGUGCCAGUCCAUCACACCGUCGACCUCGCGGACUUGUUGGAAAGCAUGAGUUCCUCGAUCAUGACGAGUUUGAACGAGAGGCAGAAGACUUUGCAGCGUGCGACUCAGAGUGCGGCUACUGUGGUGCUUGUGUCUACUAGACCAACUCCCCCAGUCCGGGAACAACAGCUCAUAGCCUCCUUUGGGAAUGCGCCGUGGCGUAAACAGCUCAUGCCCCUUCAAAUGAGAGACGCGAGCGCAGAUGCUGCUCUCGCCAAAUAA
Molecule: messenger RNA, 657 nt
Organism: Cercospora beticola
Lineage: Eukaryota; Fungi; Ascomycota; Dothideomycetes; Mycosphaerellales; Mycosphaerellaceae
Source: RefSeq, a predicted model, not a curated record